Messenger RNA from Falco peregrinus (peregrine falcon), 3616 nucleotides. RefSeq names its product E3 SUMO-protein ligase ZBED1-like. Lineage: Eukaryota; Metazoa; Chordata; Aves; Falconiformes; Falconidae. The record is from RefSeq and is a predicted model, not a curated record. Gene Ontology annotation, molecular function: protein dimerization activity.
UCCUCAGCUCAGGAAAACGCCGGCAAACGAUCCCGGCAAAUGACGCCGCCGGAAAACGUUUACCACGCCGCGCCCUGCUCGGACCCACGCUCCGAUAUCAUCCUGGAGCUGCUGUUGGAGAUGAUUUUCCGGGAUUUGCACCCUCUGUCCGUGGUGAAGGAUAAAGGUUUCGGGCUCCUGGUGGGAUACCUGGAGCCCAACUUUGCCUUGCCGGUGCCGGCGCAGCUGGCCAGCAUGCUGCGGCACCGCUACACUGUGAUGAAGCGGCAGCUGGAGCGGUACCUGCAGCCGGCGCAGGCCGUGGUGCUGUGCGUGGAGCUGUGGCCAUCACUGUUGGGCCCGCUCUACCGCAGCGUCAGCGCUUGCUUCAUCGACGGCGAGUGGCGGCGAGCGCGGUGCGCCCUGGAGACGCGGCCGGCGCCGGAGGGGGAAGGGGAGGCGGGUGAGGGGCUGUGCGCUGUCCUCUCCAAAUUCGGCGCGUCCGGCAAAGCCGUUUUCUGCGUGAUGCGGGACGCGGCGGCGGACGCGGCGCAACCGCAGGGCUGGAGCGGUCUGUGCUGCGCCGCUCGCACCCUGCACCGCUGCGUGGCGGCGGGGCUGGAGGUGGAGCAGGUCCGGGAAGCUCUGGGUGCCGCCCGCGGCAUCGUGCGGUAUUUCCAGCAGGACGCCAAAGCCACCGGGUCCUUGAACGGGAAGUUGGAAGCCACCAAGAGGACGAGGCUGAGCCUGGCGCUGGACGCGGAGGCGCGGUGGCUGAGCACGGCGGAGAUGUGCGAGAGCCUGCUGGAGCUCAAGUGGGCCGUCAUGGCGGUGCUGGAGGAGCACCCCGAGGGCGCGGCGGCCGCGCCGCGCUUGGCCGAUGGCCAGUGGAAGCUCCUGCAGGACCUGGUGGGGGUGCUGAGGACCGUCAGGAUCGCCGUCGCCUUCCUGCGGGAGGAGCAGAACGCCUCCAUCUCCUCCCUCCUGCCCUGUGUCCACGGCGUCGCCGCCGCCAUCGGGCAGCAAGCGGAAGAAGCCGGCACCGGCGCCGUCAUCCGGACGGUGGUGGGGAACAUCAGGGCGGAGCUGAGGCGGUGCUGGGGGUCGGCGGAGGACGAGAAAGUUCUGGAAAACCCGGCGGUUAUCGCCUCCUUUCUGGACCCGCGCUUCAAGGAACUGAGGUUCCUCAGCCCGGCGCUGCGCAACGAGCUCCAUCAGCGCGUCAAAACCAUCUUGUCGCAGAUCUCCAACCCCCAGGCCCCCGCCGGCGGCCGCUUUUGGACGCUCUGCUGGGACUACAAAGCCGAGGGGGGGGAGGGCAACAGCCAGCCCCCUGCCCCCAAGGAGCAGAGCGCCAGCGCAGCGCCGCAGAGCCCCUAUGAUAUCCUGCUGGGGAAGGAUCCGACGGAGAGCAUGCCGGAGAUCCACCAGCAGCUGGAAAAUUACAUCGUGGAACCGCUCUGCAAGCGCAGCACCAACCCCUUGGACUGGUGGAAGAAUAACGAGCACCGCUUCCCGGCCGUGGCGCGGCUCAGCCGGCACUUCCUCGCCAUCCCCGCCACUGCCACGCCGCCCGAGCAGGCCUUCGCCACCGGCGAGAGCGCCCUGCAGCACCGGCGAGCUGGCCUGGCGCCGGAAAACCUGGACCAAAUCCUCUUCUUGCACCAAAACUUUGAUUUUCUGGACGUCGUCAGGAGGGGUAACGAUCCUCGCCACAGAGCCCUGCGCUAACGCGCGUGGAGGGACACCAAACCCACCCCGAGCGCCGCCAAGGGAUUAUUUUUUUAUCCCCAAAUCCCACCUACGCGUUGGGGUAACCGCCUCGGCGCGAGCCACAGAGCCCACGAGCGCUUUUCCACGCGUAAACCAACUCAGGCCUCAUCGCCGCAGCUCAGCACCAUAACAUCCGUCAAUCAGAGUGCUCGUCCCGCCGCACCCCAUUUUAUUUCCUUUUUUUCUUUCCUUUUUGGAAGGAAACGGGCGCUUCCAGCCGCGCAGCGUCUCCCCGGCGUUGCUGCCGAGACGCGCAGCCCGCCUCGCCUGCCGAAAACAUCGGCGAUGGAAAAGCCCGGCCUUGUUUUCGCCAGGCGGCUGCUUUCCCUUCGGGAUCAGAUAAAAAAAGUUUUUUGAUUUGAUUUUUUUAUAAAUACAAGGGUUGGGGGGGAAGCAGAAGGAAAACGAUCAACGCUCCGCAAAGCUGCCGUUGGGUGAAGGAACUGCCCCAGAGAUCAUCCUUUAAAGAGGAAAACGGAACUGAAAUACGCGUCGGGUCAUACUGGAUGUGAGUAUUUGGGAAAAAACACAGAAAAGCCAUGAAAAUCUGUGGCCUGGCAACAAGGAAAACGCCUUUUAUCCCUCUAAUGCCAGCAGAGACACGACUCUUAUCAAAUUCCUUUGCUGAAUUAAUCAAAUCCUCGGUUUUCCGGCACCCGAGGCAGCGUCAGUGAUGCGGCCGCACACCAAGCGGCGUGCUGCCGAAGAACAGGCGCAGGUUCAGGCCAGCAAUCAAACAUAACGAACUUUAAUGGUUUAAUUACCGCUGGCGUAACAGGCAAGGGCAGUCCAGAAGCGGCUGGGCUCGGGGGAGCGCCACGCGCGAGGUCCCGAUGCGCCGCGGGGCUUCGCGACAGGACCGAGGCGUUCGCGACGGCGGCGAUUUCUCAUUAAUUUCCCUGUUGUGCCUCUUUCUGCCCCAGAAGCACGGGCUGAGGGCGCUCAGCGGGAGUUUUAGACGGAGGCAAAGGACUCCUGGAAGCAAAAGCAGAUGGAAGUUGCUCCCGGGAUUUGUAUUUUGCUAUUUCAGUCCCAAAAAACAGGCUGUGCUCCCCCAGCCCCACGCACUUGGCGCCCGGGGCGAUGCCUCCGCGGCUCUUUCUGUCAAACAACGCUGAGAAAACCCAAAUCCAUUUUCAAAAAAAACACGUGCCGGGCACAAUGCUGCAGCUUUUCUUCCCCAAACCCCUUUUCGUGGAUGUUCUCCGCACCGGGUGGUUUUCUCCAGCAGGAAAAGCCCAGGUUGAUUUUCUGGGAUCGGUGCGACUCCGCCAGGGCUCCAAGGCCAGAGAACGUCGGAGUUUGGGGUUUUCUCCUGCACCAACGAACCUGGUGGCUGCUCCAAAAUCCUGUUGCCCGUCAGUAGCAGAAGCAGCCGGCAGCCUUUGGGUCUUGUCCAGCUUCGACGCCGCUUCCAGAUGCUUCUGGAACCAUUUCGUCUUCAGGCGGCUUCACCUGCGGGCGGUGCUUCUUCAUAUGAGCGUUCCUCCCUUUUAUCUUCUCAAAUACCCUGGAAAUUAGAAAACAAACCAGGAUUUUUAAUUUAUUUUUUUUUUUUAAGACGAUAAACACUGUUAAACAAGCUUUGCUCUUUCUAUUUUGGUGAAUUUCUGUGUUAUUUUGACGCGUGGUACGGCAGGGUUCCAGCGCUUCGUGCCGCCGCUGUGCGGAACGUCGGCGUUGUUUUCAACAAGACAGAUAUUUGGGUCAAAAGUUGGUUGUAAAAUUCAAAUAAAAGCGCAAGGUGGCCAAAAGGGGCAGGGGCGGCCCUCCCGGCGCUCGCAGCUCCGCUUCCCCACGUCCCCCUAGGCACAAACUCCAUCACUUUCAAUCCCUUUUGGCCAAAAGCGGCAGGUUUCUAGAA